Dreissena polymorpha is the source of this 5231-nucleotide messenger RNA. RefSeq names its product E3 ubiquitin-protein ligase rnf213-alpha-like. Gene Ontology annotation, molecular function: ATP hydrolysis activity; ubiquitin-protein transferase activity. NCBI's taxonomy places the organism in Eukaryota, Metazoa, Mollusca, Bivalvia, Myida, Dreissenidae. The record is from RefSeq and is a predicted model, not a curated record. The coding region runs from base 32 to 5083 and encodes 1683 amino acids. The transcript has 35 exons.
AGCCGAAAUAAACAAUCCGAAUGCCUUGAAAAUGAAAGGGCUGUUGAUGCAAUGUGUUCAUCAAGCCUUGUCUAUGGUCAAAGAUCAGGACAACAGCGACCAACGAGCAACAACAAGAAUACGCAUAGUUUUACGAACACUACGUGGAUUGACAACAAAGAGUGAUCAGGCAGAGGACAAGCAAGUAUUCUUGUCUGGCAUCAUCUUAUGGCUAACAGAAUUGCUAAGAGAAAAGGAAAAAAACACUGAUCCUUCAUGGGCUAAAGAGUGGAUGUCACAUGAGGCAGCUGCCCUUGAAAAAAUAAUAAAGAACGGGACGUUCAGACGUUCCUGUUAUCAGUCACUCAUGUCAAAAAUGACACCCGUAUUGGCCGGAAUAUUUUCCUUUCUGGAUACAAACAACAAUAUGGAUCUACUUGAAUGCGACAUAGGCUGGAAACAAUAUUUUUGGCUGAAGUUUUUCAAUCAACAAGCGUUGAUUCCUUUAAAGUACUCAGACAUUCAGCAGUCAGAUGGUUCCAUAUUAAAAGAAUACACCGUGGAGUGCACGGGAUAUGAAGGUCACCAUUUCGAAUCCAAUCUUCCAUUUUCCUGGGUUAUCAUUAAAUUGGUAGAUCAGCUCAUCCGACAACUGGAAUUCGACGAGCAGCAAGAACCAAUUCAAAAAUGUUCCCGUUUGCUUCUGAGUGGGCAUUGUGGAAAUGUUCUUGCUGAGCUUCGCGAGAUGGCUGCCAAUCAUGACUCUCUGCGAGAUAUAUUACAAAGCUACGUUCAUGAUUUUGCACACACUAUCUACAAGCCAGAAAGGGAAUGUGAAAUGGAUAUUGUGUGUAAAAGGGUAAUGUCGAAAGCCAUGCAGAUAUGCCAAAACAGCGGAGCACGCACAGACCUAAUUGAGCAUAUCAUAUGUGUUCACAUUGCAUAUGAACGUUCGUCUCAUUUUUUGUCGGUGUUUAGAUCCAUUAACAGUGUAUGGGAACAAUGUAGCAAAACCAUCAAAACGGAAGAUUUGUCGUUGGAUGAUAAUUUAUUUAUACUUACUGCCCUGCAUGGCCUCGUAACGGAUCUCACCCCAACAGCUACUGGGCUUAAGGAAGGCUCAGCACAAAGGGACUGGCUUAAAAAGGUUUCCUUUUACCGCCCUGUUGUCGAAACCAUCUUAACAUUGAGCCUGCCGGAUGGAUUUCAACAAAAUUGCAAACAAUUAUCAAUACAAACCAAGUCAAUGUGGGACAGAGUGGUUAUAAUGAAGCUCUUCCUUGAGAACGUUUGUUCUGAUGAAACAGAAAACAAAGUUAAUAUCUCAUUUUCGAUGACGCUCUGGAAGUUACUAGGAGAUGACGUCAACAUGAAGGAAACGAAAACAUUUCAGCAGGUGGUAAAGUUUUUAAAACAAUGCAACAUGAAAGCUUGUAGCGAUUGUCAGGGUUCACAGGUGAAGUGUGACCUCUGUGAAGCGAACUUUAAAAGUGUUCCACUCUCGCUUCCGUGUUCAAAAGUGCAUGCUGUUUGCGAAGCGUGCUACCGAGAAAUGCAAGCCAAUAAAGAAACGUGUUGUCCAAAAUGUGAAGAGAAUUUAGGCAAGGAUUGGAAAGCUGUAAAAGACAUCAAAAAGAAAAUCGGCAACGAAAUGCUAGAGAAUUACCAAAAACGCUGCAACACAUUUUUUAUCGAGAUCUUGACUCAAUUAUGUUUUGUGGAUAAUAUGCCUCCUUCAAGAGAGAUUGUUGAGACGUUACUUGAAUAUGUGACAUACAGAUCAAAAUCUGGACACACAUUCACCAAAAGCUUGAAUCUAUUUGACACUGGACUGGAUCCUACUCCAAUUUUCAGAUCGUUGCUUCUGCAGCUUUUGUUACGAACAAGUGACGAAAGCUAUAUUCUUGGGUACCUGAAACAUCAUGUCGAACAUAUUAAAUAUGCUUGCUCCACCAGUCCAAUCGACGUAGUUGAAAUGUAUCUAUUAAUAAUAAACUGUUGGGAGGAUAUUAUGCUACAACAGUUCCAAAAAGACGACCAGAUGACGUGUGAUAAAGUUUAUGAGGCUACUGAAAAUAUACGAAUGAUACAGAGUCCACAGAAAUCUUCAGAAAUUGAUUUCACCAAACAACUAUACAGUAUUGCAAGUACAAAAACGUGUUUAGCAAUAGCAGCUCGCUGUUUAUUCAAAAUCACAAAGGAUAGAUCAGAUGUACACCCUGUCAGAAAUGAAGACAAAAUAAUAAUCGAGGCUGCAAAGACGUUGUGCGAAGACGCAGAAUUAAAAUGGCCUAAAAUAUAUCUAGUCAAGCACAUAUGCCGUCGGUAUGGUGUAGAGGUAUAUACAUACCUUUCGAAUUGCAAUGAAGACAGUUUUAACUGGGUUUCGUUUGGAGACAACAUUAAAACAAAACAGGUGGUUGUAGCAGACAAUUACAUUGUUUGUGGUCAAUCAUACAUUCGUCUGCGGGAAGCCCUUACACGAGUUAUUAUCGGUGACAAUAUCCAAAAUAUGCAAACAAUCAUACAAGAGAUGCUUGACAGCAAAGAACACUACGAAACGUACCUCUGUUUGGCGAUACAUCGUGAAAUCGCUAGCGCAUUCUUUUGUUCAAUAGAUCCUGUGUUAAGUGAGAAUUUGAAGACACUUACAGAAUUCAUUCAACAGAACAGUUUGUUCAACAAAUCUAAGGAGUUGAUCAUGAAUCUGACAAAGAACACUAUUCAGCCUGAUUUUCUCGUACUCGCUUCCGGAACCGACAUAUUACAUCAAAGCGUUCAGUGUUUGAUGACACACCUCAAAAUAGUGAUGUCAAACAUGGACCAAGGCUCCGAAAUUGCCGGACCGUUCAUUGCUUUAAUGAAAGGGGAUUCAAUUAUAACGGGCAUGUUUUUACCAACAAUGCCAGAAGAUAAUUGGGAGGAGAUCCGAGAUGUUUUACUUGCGGGAAAAGAUGGAAACCUUGUGGUCUAUGCUUGUCCGAAUGGUCAUCGGUAUACGAUUGGGGAAUGUGGUCGCCCCACGGAAACGUCGAUAUGUCCGGAAUGUCAGGCAGAAAUAGGUGGAGUAGACCAUGAUUCUGCCGAAGGGAACGUUCGUUUAACUGGUCAAGAUUCUACACAGAAAGGGCAUAUUUUGCAAAAAGCUGUUCAAGGUGGGUCUCCACGACCUGAAAGGGACCUAAUGCCAGUGCAAUGUGCAGCAAUUAAGCUCAUUCUUCACAUGGCUAUGUUCUUAGGACCGGUUGAUUCGAUUAAAGAUAUUAUUCACCCAAACGUUGAAGAGUCCGAAAUGUCUGGAUUUUUUAUGGAUCACAUCAAUGCAAACAUCGAAGAAUUACAGACGAUACUUAAAUGCAACGCAGAAGAUGUGGUCUUACUAAUGCACUGUGUUGUAAAUGGAAUGAUGUUGCACAGAGAAACCAAAACUGAAACCUACUGCAGACUCCAAACAAAAGGCGAUCGCAAACAAUGGGAAAAUGCAUUUUCUGCCGAGAUAUUGAAUGGCGUGUUUGGGAAUCGCGACCAACAUUUGAAAACACUCUCUCAUGUUAUAGCAAGCGAUGAACGUUUAGGUACCGAUCCACUCAAGAAAUUGAUAUAUGAAGUCGAUAAUACAGAAAAUGCGACAGACAUACCAAAUAACAUACUAGAAAUGCGAAGCGCAUGGUGCUACCGCUCUCCAAUAACACUAGAGCAUAUACGCGUCCAACUUGACACUGCAGCAACAAAUAACAGACACACAACAUUAAAGCAUUUCUUAAAAGAGGACUACAUUCUGAAAGCAGUUCGUUGUCUUCCAAAUAUUUUGCGACUCCAGCGAAUUCUUCUUCAACGAUUCCGAAAACGAUUAGACAAAGCAGAUGCAAAAAAACUAACAGUAAAACAUAUGAAAGAUGACAUGCAUGCUGGACCACACACGACACAUCUCAUAGAAGAAUUUGCAAACGCUUGGGAUAUUACUAGAAAGAACCUGGAACAUUACGUCUGUCGCACACAAUUCGGCUUUGUGCGUGUCCCUAAUGAGUUUUCACGUACACCAAUACAUGACGGUACACCUCUGGCAGUGUUUUUGCCCGCCACAGAUGGACCUGGGUUGUGCUCGUAUGUUAUGACGCACUUUCUUUGUCAUAAACAGAAUGAAAUGAUGAACGUGUAUAUAGAAUCAGAAAGACAUUCGGAAAUACAAAAAAUAGCUCCUAUGGACAUAGCGGCAGCUCAUCUGAUCAGCUACGAUGAGGACAAUGACCUGAUGCCUUUAGUAUUAGCAAAUUGCCACUAUGCGUUUGAAGUUGGUGUAGGAACGCAAAUCGAGUACGAUCUUGUAGGUCUGGAGAGACAAGUGAUGGAUAGGUGUUUGUUCUCGAAGUCUUUGAUUGACCUUAAAAAGAUACCGAUGGUCGACGUGAUGAUAUACAGAACAGAACUUACAAAUAAGGCUGUACUUGAGAGAAUUGCACAGACAAUUCCUCAGGCCAAACUAAGCAGCGCUAUUAAAACCCAAAUUUACGACGAGUUGAGGUAUCUUCCGGACGUAUGUACCUCACUUCAAAACCUUGACAUUGCCAUCAGUUUCCUUCAAAUAACUGGUGGAGAUUCUGACAAAUCUCUAAAAACAUUCAUGGAGGAGAGUCUGCAGAUGGGUAGCACGUUGCUGAGUCAAACGGCUUGCAAAUCAUGUGAGCUUCAACAUGCACAGGCAUUGUGGCUUUUGGUGUCCUUUCAAAAAUCCAAGAUACAAAUCGAUAGUGGACAAACUAAUGAGGAAACAUUUGAGACGUUACCAAAAGAAUUUCUAUGUGACAUACCCGAAGAUAUUGGUAAAAAGUUCCUAACGUACGUUAGGGAUUUGAGUUCUGAAAAAUUGUUAAACAUGCUAGAAAAACUUCACGAAUUUCUAAUUCUACAAUUACCAGUUCGUGAAAACACCGACGAUGAAGACUAUGUCAAUAACACAGAAUAUAGUCUUUUCGAUGGAUUGGAUUCUCUAAUUGAAGACGAAUUCCUCCUUGCUAGUUUUCCGAAAGAGGUAAUGUUCAAACAUAGUGUCCAUGCAUGGGUUAUGGCAUAUGAAGAGCUAAAAGUGAAAACCGCACGGAAGUAAAGACAGGAAUUAAUGUGUGUGCGUGUGAGUAAACACUCAGAUGAAAUUAUAUACAUAAGUAUGUAUAUAUGUAUGUAUUUUUCACACCCAUGUCCUUUUGUGGAACAUCUUAAUUUUCAAAAAGUGUAUGUUCAUUGUAAAAUAGUAU